This is a messenger RNA of Paramecium tetraurelia, 960 nucleotides long. RefSeq lists its product as uncharacterized. The transcript has 2 exons. Lineage: Eukaryota; Ciliophora; Oligohymenophorea; Peniculida; Parameciidae. The record is from RefSeq and is a predicted model, not a curated record.
AUGUUAAAUAAUAUUUUGUUGGAAAGCAGAAGAAAUGAAGAAAAUCAGACACAAAGAAAUUCUGAGUCUUCUGUUCCAGACAAUUCAACUAUGCAGACCAAUAAUUUAUAAUAAUCCUCUAAUCUUAAUUUAACUACAUAAGAGGCUGGCUCUCGUAAUACUUUUACUUAGUUAGAUUAAAUUUACUAGCCCUUGUUAUAACCCAAUUAAUAGUUAUCUGGUCUGAAUGACUAACAAAAAUAGAGAUUUCUUAUUUAAAUUACAGGAAUUUGGGUGUUUCAAGAAGCUAUUCAAAUUAUUAUGUCGGUCAUAACUAUUUUAGAUUUUAACUACGAUAAUUUGUUUUAUAAUUUUGACAAGGAAAAAUAUCGAGCAUCAUUAUAUCUCUUUUUCUUUAUAUUUGCCAUAUAAUUGUUGCUAAUCAGAUUCUAUAAACCAUUUAGAUGUGUACAUAUUCAAAAUUAUUACUAAGAAACAUAAUGCAUUUUUCAUAUUCUUGAUUUUCACUAUCUCUUAUGCCUUAUGGAUUAGCGGUCUCAUCACUGCAGAACAUUCAGAUAUAUGGAAUAUAGAAAGCUCUGUCCAGAUCGGCUUUGCUAUUUUCAUCGGUAUUAUAUGCAAUUUUCUUACCUUGAUCACUAUUCAAUAUCACUUCUCUCUGACCAAAUAAUAGAUAUCAUUUUUUAGUAAAAUACCUUAAUAUUUAUAGGGACCAUCAAGUAUGUUUUUAUUCCUCCCUUUAUUUAUGCCUUUAUAUUUCAAAUAUUCAAUCCUUUUGAUUAUACUGCUGUGCUCAUUUUCUGGAUGGCCACCGAAUUAUGGGCAUUCACAUUCGGAGGGUUAUACUUAUACAGUGUACUACAAAUUAUAAAUGGUAAAUUUAAUCUCAAUCAAGAUUAAACAAUCUCUGCAGCACUUUUAGCAUUUAUCAACAUGUUUUUUCCAUUCGGACAUAUUUGA